This is a messenger RNA of Lagopus muta (rock ptarmigan), 2151 nucleotides long. RefSeq names its product zinc finger CCCH domain-containing protein 11A-like. NCBI's taxonomy places the organism in Eukaryota, Metazoa, Chordata, Aves, Galliformes, Phasianidae. The coding region runs from base 582 to 1958 and encodes 458 amino acids. The record is from RefSeq and is a predicted model, not a curated record. The transcript is spliced from 5 exons.
GCUGUGGCAAGCGUGCUGCAUGCAGACUGAGCUGUGAGCCCUUCUUGAGAGAGAUCAGCUGUGAGAGCCCACUGGAAGCAGCGCUGCGGCGUGUGCGUGAGCUGGGCACGGCUCAGGGUGAGCAGUGAGCAGGUGAGCUGGGUUGGUGCUGGGUGGGUGCCGGGAGGUGUCUCAGCAGAAAGCGGGGCUGGGCAGGAGUUCCCAGCUCCAGCGGUGCCCCUCAGCACGGCUGUGUCCAGGGGAGAUGGGUUCUGGUUGAGAUUCCCUCCCACGAUUCGAUGAGGACGACGAAAUGUCAUUACUCCCUUGGAAAUCCACUGCUGGGCCCCUGCCUUCAUGUCAGACAUCAAAAAGGAAGGAGAGUGCAGGCUGCACGGUGCAACUUGUGCCUCGUGCCCCACGGAUGGCUGGGUGCAGAGCUACUGAGGAGAUGGAGAAGAGCACCUGCUGGCACCAGCCGUGGCAGUCAGGCACGAGCUGGAGCUGGCACUAGGCAGCUCUUGCAGCCAGCUGAUUUCCAGACAUUGUCCUCCUCAAGGGACUAAAUCGCAUGGCAGAAGCUGGGAAAAUGCUUCUUCCUCAUGAUGUUUCACUUGAUAAUUUCUGCAGGGCUCCUGUCCAAACGGAGUUUCAGAGAUCGAGGCAGUGUCAGGAAGAGUGGAGCCAGGUCUUUCCAGGAGCGAGGGAAGUUCCUGCGGAGAGAGAAAGCUCUCUCUUCAGCUUCCUCUGAGACAGCAGUCAUGUCUCAGCGAGGAGACAUGGAGUGUGUGACAAGAAAGAAGCAGCGCGGCGCGGUUCCCCGCGUUUGGGAGCAGCAGCCAGCAGGCUGCCAGAGAUCCGGCAGCGCCUGGCAGCGCACAGAGGGACGCGAUGGGGACGGGCCGUCCUCACUGCCAUGCAAAAGGACGGAGCCUGCGCGUCCGUGGGAUGGUGCUGGGCCUGGGGGGAAACGGAAAGCCUCCGCAGAAGCCGAUGCCAGCGGCCUUCCUCUGAAGCGCAGCCAUGCGGAAAGGCAGAGGAGGAGCAGCGAGUGUGACAGGGCACCCAAGAGAGAGAUCGGUGCUGAGCCCAAUGGCGAUAUCUAUGUGAAAGUGGUGCAGCAGGUGCAUUCGGAGAGAGCUUGUCAACAGGCAGCAGCUCAAGCUCCUCUCCAGGCUGGAGGGCUUCCUCACAGAGCAGGUCCCAGCACAGGGGGAAGAGCUUCCCCUGCCGCGUGCCCCCACUCCGUCUCCAAGGCCCAGGCUGGAUGCAAACGCAAGGCCUUGGAGGAAGGGACACCAGCAGCAGCGCAGCUGCCUGCCAACAAGAGAGUGAGGGCCGAGAGCGCAGACGGCGUGCCGGCUCCAGCAGCACGGCCUGGGCCUGCCGCAGCACGGAGCUCCAGGUGCAGAGGUGAGCAGGGCUGUGCUACCGCCGCGCUGAGCUGCUGCCCUCUGCAAGCACGCGGAGUCUGCUUGGGGUUUGCUUUGCUUUUUCCUUCUCUGAAGAGGGGAAAGGGGUUGAAGGCUGCCGAGUCCAAAGGCAGCGAGGUGCCGGAACAUGCAAGCCCGUCUCUUUACCUGCAUGGUGGUCUUCUGCACGUCCCACUGGAAAUGUCAUUCACUGGGGGGCUUCCUAGUCCAAUUUCCUUUGUCUUUUUUCUGCCAUUGGUUGCUGCAGUUUUGCUGCUGACAAAACAAAUUCAUCUUUUUUCUCGCCUUAUAGCAAGAAGACAGCGACGAAAGGAGAGGAGAGCAGAGCUGAAGAAGGCUUCUCUGAGAGCAGCUGCUGCACGUGCAGAGGUGAGUCCUGGAGAGCGCAGACACGGCUCUCGUUGCUCUCAGGGCCUCCGUCUGUCAGACAUGAAAGAUUUCCCGAGGGAAGCACUGUCCUGUUUCUACACUCGCUCUGUUUCUUUCCAGUCCUCCGCAAUGAACAGCCUUGUGGAGAUGAUGCAGAGGCUGCAGCUGCACGACUGAGAGGAGGAGCGACAGAAGGCAGCGCUGCAGCGCGCGGCGUUACAGGGCAGCGCUGCGAGUGCCGCCCAACUCGGCACUCCAACUUUGGGUGCAGUCAAUUAAAAACAGCUGCAAUUAGAGACUGACAAGGAGCACACGGCCCGCUUUGUCCAGCGGCACUCAGUGCCUGCUGCACCACCUCCUCGCUCUUGGU